Molecule: messenger RNA, 3652 nt
Organism: Tachysurus fulvidraco (yellow catfish)
Lineage: Eukaryota; Metazoa; Chordata; Actinopteri; Siluriformes; Bagridae
Gene: fyna
Product: FYN proto-oncogene, Src family tyrosine kinase a
Exons: 13
Coding region: 295-1911 (538 amino acids)
Biological process (GO): cell surface receptor protein tyrosine kinase signaling pathway; cell differentiation; protein phosphorylation
Cellular component (GO): extrinsic component of cytoplasmic side of plasma membrane
Molecular function (GO): signaling receptor binding; ATP binding; non-membrane spanning protein tyrosine kinase activity
Source: RefSeq, a predicted model, not a curated record
GUGUCAAUCACAGCCCGGUUGCCUCGCCGACGUCUGUUCCAUUUCAGCGACGGGAGCAGCCCAAAGCGUUUAAGCUGCUGUUUGUUGUUGUUGUUAUUGUUUUUUCACCGAUGGAAAUUUAAAGCAACAACAAAAAAAUCUUCUAGUGUUGUUGAUUGUACGCAGGACAACGCGAGAUCUCCGUGGGGCCUGGUUUACAGACGAGCCAAUCGUAGAUGUUCUUACUCCAUCUUUAAUUGAAUGGAAUGCAAAUACUCGGCUGUGGUGCCCCAGUGCUCGCCGCGAAUCUAGAUAAUGGGCUGUGUACAAUGUAAGGACAAAGAAGCAACCAAACUGACAGAUGAGAGAGAGACGAGUGUUUCCCAGCAUGCUGGGUACCGCUAUGGGGCCAACCCGACACCCCAACACUACCCCAGCUUUGGGGUCACCGCCAUCCCUAACUACAACAACUUCCACGCGCCGGUCAGUCAGGGGACCGUGGCGGUAUUCGGAGGAGUGAACAGCUCGUCACACUCGGGAACGCUGCGCUCACGUGGUGGAACAGGAGUUACACUCUUUGUAGCACUUUAUGAUUACGAGGCAAGGACGGAGGAUGAUCUCAGUUUUAGGAAAGGAGAGAAAUUCCAAAUUCUCAACAGCACGGAAGGAGACUGGUGGGAGGCUCGCUCCCUCACUACAGGUGGAACAGGAUACAUACCCAGCAAUUACGUGGCUCCAGUAGAUUCAAUCCAGGCCGAAGACUGGUACUUUGGAAAACUCGGCCGGAAGGACGCAGAGAGGCAGCUGCUGUCUAACGGAAACCCUCGGGGGACUUUUCUCAUCAGGGAAAGUGAAACCACUAAAGGAGCAUAUUCCUUAUCCAUACAAGACUGGGAUGAUGUUAAAGGUGAUCACGUGAAACACUAUAAGAUCCGUAAACUUGACAACGGGGGCUACUACAUCACAACCCGUGCUCAGUUUGAGACUCUGCAGCAACUUGUUCACCAUUAUUCUGCGAGGGCUGCGGGGUUGUGCUGUCGAUUGAUAGUCCCCUGCCACAAAGGCAUGCCUCGGCUUGCCGAUCUGUCCGUCAAAACCAAAGACGUGUGGGAAAUCCCUCGAGAGUCACUUCAGCUCAUCAAGCGCUUGGGGAACGGCCAGUUCGGAGAGGUCUGGAUGGGUACAUGGAAUGGCACAACGAAAGUGGCUGUGAAGACCUUGAAACCAGGCACCAUGUCCCCUGAGUCUUUCCUGGAGGAAGCUCAGAUAAUGAAGAAACUGAGACAUGACAAGCUAGUGCAGCUAUACGCUGUCGUCUCUGAAGAGCCUAUUUACAUCGUCACAGAGUACAUGGGCAAAGGGAGCUUGCUGGACUUUUUGAAGGACGGUGAAGGACGGAGCCUUAAAUUGCCAAACCUCGUAGACAUGGCAGCUCAGGUGGCUGCAGGCAUGGCUUACAUCGAGAGAAUGAACUACAUCCACAGAGAUCUGAGAUCAGCCAACAUCCUCGUGGGUGACAGUUUAGUAUGCAAGAUCGCGGACUUUGGCCUUGCCAGACUGAUAGAGGAUAAUGAAUACACAGCUAGACAAGGUGCCAAGUUCCCGAUUAAAUGGACGGCCCCCGAAGCCGCGCUUUACGGACGGUUUACCAUUAAAUCUGACGUGUGGUCAUUUGGAAUACUGCUGACAGAGUUGGUGACCAAAGGACGUGUGCCAUAUCCAGGGAUGAAUAAUCGGGAGGUGUUAGAGCAAGUGGAGCGUGGAUACAGGAUGCCGUGCCCUCAGGACUGCCCCAUCUCUCUGCAUGAGCUCAUGCUGCAGUGCUGGAAGCGAGACCCCGAGGAGAGACCAACGUUCGAGUACCUGCAGGCGUUUUUGGAGGACUACUUCACUGCCACAGAGCCCCAGUACCAACCGGGAGACAACCUCUAAGAUGAAACAAACAAGAGCUCAAAAGCUAAAGCGAGUGGAUUUGUGCUUUAAUCUUGCAGAUUAGAACACAAGUCCAGUCACUUUGACUUCUAAAUACUAUUAGAAAAAUAAAUGCUUAAAAAAAAAUCAAAAAAAAAAAAAAAAUCACCUGGACGACUGAAAAACCCCCGUAGAACUCGAGAGCCAGGGGAAAACGCAUCGCUACGAUACGACACAAACUGACCCGAACAAGAUCCGAUGCACGUAUGACGAUUAAAGCUUCCAGAAUUCUUUGCCAUUUCAAUCCAGUAUUCGACUCGUUACUCAUCUUCCAUUAAAAGGACGUUGCCACAUUAAAUGUGUUCUUUAAAGCCGAACCAUAUUUUUUGGGGACGUCAUGCGAGUGUUUAAAAAAAAAAAAAAGAACGAAGGAUAACGGAUGGCCUGUUUGUAUGUAGUGUAAAUAUGAUGUGGUUACUUACCCCCGUUUUAGGCUUUAUUACUUUUUAUAAUGCUUUUUAUUUGAUUUGGUUUCAAUUUUUGAUUGUCAUUGCUCAGAGAAAAGGCAUGAACGUCGAGGCUCAAACAGAACGACAAACUCCGGCCUCUUUACAAAAAAAAAAGAAAGGAAAAAAAAACAACCAGGACUCUUUUCAUUAUUUAUUCCAGUAAUGACAUUCCCUCUGUUUAUUAUUAUUAUUAUUAUUAUUAUUAUUAUUAUUAUUAUUAUUUUGAGAGAUCAUGUCGCACUAGCUAGCUUUCCUGACACUAAACAUUGUGACUUUUUCACAAGGAAACAAGGUUGUGCGCGCACAGGCGACUCUACUUAGCUUUUUUUUUUUUUUUUUUAGCUCCCAUUUUUAGCAAAAGCUCAGUGUCUCCAUAUUUAAUUUUUAAUUUUUUUCUUGCUAGUGCAUUUUCUAUUUAGUCACUUUGGAUUAACGAUAGAAGAAUUAUGCAUCGAUAUAGUAAUCAGGCUGUGUGGGCAUUAAUGCUUGACUAUACAGUACCUGCAUCUCUCUCUAGCAAAGAUGAUCAAAUAAAAUUAAUGGCUAACAUCACUGUUUGUAAGAGGCUUAAAAUCAAAGCGUUUAAAUGCAUUUUAAUGUGCUAUAAUUUUAACAUAACUAAAUAGGUGGGGAUAUUUAUAUUAAUAAAUCACUGAGCUUGACUAGCUUCUUUCUGGCCCCGAGUUCUGUCCUUGAUAUCAAACGAUAUUAAAACGUCACGUCUGGAAAGCAUUUAACCUCAAUCGGUACGUUAAAACGUCACAGCCCUCGUCUUUCAGGCAGACUUAGCAGGGCCAUUUUCACCUCGUCUCCAUUCCAGCUUUCACUUGAAUAUCUUGUGAAGGUUUUUCUAUAGAAUAGUGCGCGCUAUAGUAAGCCGUAUGAAACACGGGCAACGACCUCAUGAUUUUUACCCGUUUUUUUUUUUGUUUGUUUGUUUUAAGGCAUCCAUUUGGAUUAAUUCAUAGAUAUUGUGUUUUUAUUUAAUUGUUCUCUUUAGUUUGUUUCAUUUAUGCACAAACAUUUGUAGAAUAAAGACUCGUACCCAAGCCCAUUUAGUUUUUUUCGAUUUUUAUUUCCCUUCUUAUUAAGUUGUAAUUAAGUUGUAAUCUUAUAUGUCUGACUUUCUUAUACCACUUGGAUUCUCGAAUCUGAUUGGUUGUUGAUUAAACAUCGUUGUUAAUGAUGGUGAAGUUUGCUGUAAGGACAAUGUAACGUUUAUAGAAGGGAGUCAACGGUAUCAGGAAGUUUUC